This is a messenger RNA of Lymnaea stagnalis (great pond snail), 419 nucleotides long. The record is from the annotation of a GenBank genome assembly. Lineage: Eukaryota; Metazoa; Mollusca; Gastropoda; Lymnaeidae.
AUUACUUCUGUCUGUCACAAGCAAAUGCGGCUUGAAACACGACGACCAGAGCCACACGGCAUCAGGACCGGACCAAACAUGUACACCCAGGUCGGAUGUAUUUCAAAUAACGGUGACCAAACUUUCACUAGAACAUUCCUGGACACCUCUGCCCAACCCGGCGUUGCACCGGUGGUCUCCCGAUGGCGAGUUCGCGAACCAGCAACCUGGUGGGGACUAUGUUUGUGACGGGGACAGGUUGAUCGCCAGCCUCGUGCUGUGUGUUGACAGCGAUCACCUACAGUCCCGGGACAGGAUUUCUCUUGUCGCCAAGCUUGCCGAGUUUCUGACCAUUCCAAUGAUGUCCAUCCUUAUGGAGCCGUCUUCCACGCAUUCUCUCGUGGUCAUAGAGAGGGGAUUUCAGAUGGUCUCCGCCGGGC